UCUAUGGAAACCCGCAGAACAUACCCGCUGGAGUUACGCCUACGUCCCCAGCACCCAGGGGCGGCACGAAGCCUCAAUGGACGAGACGUUUGGGUGCUACAUCUACGGCCACGACCCUGCUCUGAUAAACGGUUAUGUGGCCAUUGCUGGGUUCAUCCUCUCACCGCUAAGUGAUCCCAAAGCUAACCAAACGGUGAUGAAAGCUGGCGAUCUGCUAGACAACGACGCCGAUGCUUUUGUUGACGAGGAACAGGCUAAUGGGAUAGACGACGACGGCGAUGGUCGAAUCGAUGAAGAUUUGGGGAUGCCUAAAAGUAUCCAUGGCGGUUGGAGUGAGUGGACAGACAUAUCGUGUGUAGGGGAGUGUGGCUAUGGGGUCUUGGCAAAAACCAGGAAAUGUGACAACCCCGCCCCACAGGGUAAAGGGCGUCAGUGUGUGGGUCAAGCGACUAGUGGGGACAUGGAGAGAUGCUGGACUGGUCACACCUGCCCUCAAGAUUGUCCAUAUGGUUCCUACCUCAUGGACUGUGUCGGUGACUGCUCCAACUGUGAACAUGAUUGUGACAAGUUUAACGGUUCCUGUGACAGGUGUAAGUUAGGAUGGAUGGAUCCGUUACAUGCCUGUACUACAGGUAAACUGGAGCUUUGA
Messenger RNA from Physella acuta, 649 nucleotides. Its product is annotated as thrombospondin-1-like. The record is from RefSeq and is a predicted model, not a curated record. Lineage: Eukaryota; Metazoa; Mollusca; Gastropoda; Physidae.